AGACUGUGGUGUUGAAGAUACUGUUAUGGAAGUGUUAGCUGGCUUCCGACCCAGGGUUCCCUUACCAACAUCCAAGAGCAGAAAUUUCAAGAUUAGAGCUAGAGAAAGCUUCAAUCUUGAUAAUGAUUUCCAGGCCGCCAUUCAACGAGCUUCACUUCGUCUCCGUGAGUCUCACUCUCCAGACCCUCUCCUUAUUGACCCAUAUGUUGGCUGCCUUCUUCCUUCUAAUAGUCUGGAAGAUAUGGAUCAACAGCUGCAUCCCUACUGUCUUGCAACUAAGUUUAUUGAUGACAAGUUGCUUGAAACAAUGCGAUCUACUGAUGGACUGAAACAGGUUGUUUUGUUAACAGAUGGGCUGGAUACGCGACCUUACAGGCUCAAUUGGCCAACAUCAACCUUAAUCUUUGACAUAUGCCCCGAGAAAGUAUUUAGAGGAGCAGUUCAGAAGCUUCAAGAUGCUGGGGCUAAGAUUCCAAGAGGAUGCCUGUCUUUUCAUGUCCCAUCAGAGUCUUUUGACAAAGAAAAUAUGCUGCGCAGUAAAGGAUUCAGCGGUACAAGACCAAGUAUAUGGGCUUUUCAGGGAUUACCUGUUGUGAACUUGGCAAGUUUUAAAGAUAUCUUGUCCAUUGUCAGUAAUUUAGCCAUGAAGGGAUGUCUUUUCUUGGGGGAACUUCCUGUUUGGCUGGCUGAAACUGAAGUUGGAGACCAGUCUGCCACAAAGAAGUGGCUUGACGAUCUCUUUAUGAGCUAUGGUUUCCGGGUGAAGAUGAUUGAAUAUGACAAAGUUGCACGAAGUCUCAGGAAAGAUUCUGCAAGAAGAGCAUCAGGAGUCGACACGAGCAUACUUUUUGUUGCAGAGCAUCUACGUUUCUCUGAUGAUCAGAUGGAAACCUGGAGGACAGAAUUUCAGCGAAUAGAGGAAGAAGGGGAUGAAGAAGGCUUUGAGGAGCUCUAGGGUAGUUGCAGUGUUUGUUCCUUGGGGAUCAGUAUUCAACUGUCUGUUUUUGAAUGCUAUUCCUAGUAUGUUUUCCUUUAGGGUUAUGGCAGUUGGAUGUUCAUUUUUUUUUCUUAACUUUCUGUUUAAAGAUUAUCAGGUCAACCAAGUAGCAAAUGUAGAUCACGAUUUUCUCA
Molecule: messenger RNA, 1131 nt
Organism: Lycium ferocissimum
Lineage: Eukaryota; Viridiplantae; Streptophyta; Magnoliopsida; Solanales; Solanaceae
Product: O-methyltransferase 1, chloroplastic
Exons: 7
Coding region: 26-955 (309 amino acids)
Biological process (GO): methylation
Molecular function (GO): S-adenosylmethionine-dependent methyltransferase activity
Source: RefSeq, a predicted model, not a curated record